CUGAUAUGCAGUGUUGGAACCUCACACGACAUACCUUCUGAUUUGCUGAAUGUCUGUGUGAUCGUGGACAAGUCACAAGGCACCGACAGUAUGCAAUGGAGUGCUUGUUGUACAUGGACUGAGUUUGCCGGUGUGAAGUGCAGAGUUACCACUCUGACAUUCGGUUUGUCACCUCGUCCCUAGACCUGGUCAAGUCUUUGCAUCUGUUCUGAGUCUGCUACCAAGUCUCCAUACCACUAAUCAUAGCCUGAAUCCGCAGUGACAGUCGCGUCCACUGCAUGCAGACCUCGCCUUUCGCCUGCGGUGAGAACCGUGUUUGGGUGGCUCAUGCAGAGUGGGCGCAGGAUCAGAGUCAGGCAGGACCCACCGUCCUAUCUCAGUAGUCUUGACACGCAGCUUCAGUAAUAGGUUCAUGCUUUUGACGCCUACCAGUGCAAUGCCAUAAAGCACUAGCGCCUCGCUCCUCCUUUCACACUGUCUCUGCUGGGCUGCUGUCUCCCGGGGUAGUAAUUCCUAUGCUCUCGACGUUGAUGCAUGCAUGCUCGUGACGAGAAGGUGUUGACAGUCUGAGACUGAGCAGUGCCAGUAGUGCGCAUUCUUUGUGACCUCCAGAAUGAUUUCACUCCAAUACUGAGAUAGCGUUUGGGCGAGGUGGUGCACUCAUGUAACUGAAGCUAGCACGCCGGACAGAGAAUGUUGUUUUUCAGUUGAAUCGAUUCAAGACCCAAACUCGUCGAGGAUCCCUUUCUCCUCGUCGUGGUGUCAGGGUGCACCGUUUCUAGUUUAGCUGAGCACACGUACCGGAGCACAGAGACUUGAAGCCGGCAAGAUGAGUAAUCAACACUUCCUGAGCAAGACGAUCGUCAUGCCCACCUCCUCCAUGACUAGUGUGGAGAACAUUGGUAGUACCAGCGGUGAUUCCAGUGUUGUUGCUGGUGCCGGGGCUGCUGGUGGUCGUCCCGCCAGUGUACCCUCGAUGCCGACACGCCGCGAGCGACGCAUGAGAGCAACGUCGGCCUCGAGUGGCCUGGCCGACGUCGAAGCCAAGAAAAAGAAGAAGGGCUGGGCGCCCAUUCGAAAGAUGAAGCGCUUCUUCUCGCGCGGGGAGGACCUGGACGAGGCGCGAGCUCCGGGUGAGCUGGCGGACCAUGCAUUCAAUCAUGGGAACGUGGUCAAGUACAAGCCGGGACCGGACAGCCUGCACUCAGGCCGAAACAGGCAUCACGUCCAUGGCCACAGCGCCUCUGCGCCCGUGCCGAUGUCCCCGAGUGACUUGCAGCGGGUCAGGACCGAAAGCAACGGUGGCACGGCUACUGCUCCUGCGUCACCGUCCGCCACCAACGCUGGUGCAGCUGGUCAGUUCAAUAUUCCCGACGGCAGGUUCUUUCGACACAGUCCGUCGAUCGACCGUGCUCAGCAAUUCUAUUCAUCAAGCGAGCAGGUUAGUAGCUCGGCCGAGGCAACAUGCAACACGCCGACGGAAGACAGGCGGGGCAGUGCCAAUGGAGAGGCAGAUAGCGCCCCUCACUCGCCGACCAAGCAGAAGACGACCCUGAAGUUCAGCAAGACUGCGGCACAGCAGACCCAGGGCAAGAGCGCUUCGAACAAGAUAUUGAAUGAAGAUCUUGGAGACCUCCCCAUUCGCCUGACCGUCAAGCGGAUAACAAAACUCAAAGACCGAAACGAAGAUCCAACCGUCAACGCACGUGAUGUGGUGGUCGCCAAAGGUCAGACUGGCUUAGGGAUGACGCUGGCUGGCUCCAAUCCCGUCAUUGUAAUCAAAGUUGAGCACGAUUGUCCGGCUGAGCAAGCUGGCAUUCUCGUCGGAGAUAUGAUUGUGGCCGUGGCAGACAUUGACGUCCGUAGCUCCACGCAAGCGCAUGUGAACCGAAUGAUUACACUGGCAAGCAAGUCAUCCAGCCAGCCCGCAGCGAGUUCUGAGGACAUUGCAGAUGAUGUGUGGAAUAGGGUACAAUCCAUGCAAGAUCGCCUGGACGGCGGGGCUGCCGUUCCCAGCACCACCCUGGAGAGCGCUGCCGUGAAGAGCACUCCAGCUACACGACAGGCAGGGCACACGGACAUGGUCAGCAGCACUGAUAAUACCCCUGCACCUAUCCCCGUCAGGGCUGCACCUGCGACCGCUGUAGAGCCGAGGAGAUCGCGACGAGUCAGCCUCGACCUCACCUCCGACGUGGAGCUAAGCGACAGCACAAGCAAAUCAGCCACGCCGGACAGCGUGAAGAGUUUCGGAUCACCACGCACUGUCGCUGCAGCCACUGAAUCUCUCCCGGGUGGCCAGACUGUGCAAGAAGCAAGUCCUCAGGAUGCUAAUACUAGCAGCGUCGAUACACCAACGUCAGUAUCCGCCAAAACGUCCGGAUCACCAGCCCGUUUCAAAAAGAACCAAGACAAUGGCUCAGGAGCAGGACUUGGCGUGCUUAUCCGGCAGAAGUCCAGAAAAUUGCGCGCUCAGCGGAUCAGUACUGGGAUGGUGGAUGAAAGCAGUGUACUGCCAAUAUCAUUGGAGACCGAUGAGGAUCAAGAAAUCUUAGAUCUCAUCAACAACCGGCAUUCCCUGCUGCUGACCGAGGCCGUAGAGCGAUGCCACCGUGAUCGCCUGGACGAGAAGCAAGUGGACGAGUACAUAUCCGAGGGCGAGGGCGAGAGCGACGGCCACGACGCAUCCAGCGGAUGCACACCGCGCUCGGGCUUCUCCACGCCCGGGUCUGAGGACGGCGUGGUGGACAGCAAGAGUGCGCCGACGACGCCGACAACUCGGCGGCGAGUGAAGGUGCGGCGCAGCGAGUCGCACAAGGGAUCUGCGGUGAUAGUGAAGCAGAAGUCUGGCCGUGUGCUGGCCGCCCCUCGGCCGAGACCUUCCAUUCUGCCCGGAGACAUAGCGGCCAGGCUGGUGGAUCCGAAGCGGAAAGCCAAUCCGCACGUUGAUUCAGGUUAUGCCUCCAUCCACCAGGAUGACCUGGACACGGACAAUCUUGAGCAGGCACUUGUUGCCGCCGAUGUGAAACUCUCAGGAAAUGCGCAUUCCCCUGUGCAUGGAGACAAUGCCGAGCGGGAUAACUUGGCACACACAACCGUGGUCGGUGGUGCAGAAUUGAGCGCACAGCAGUCGGCACCACUUACAGCCAAACGAGACACUCUCAUACCGGACAAGCAUGGUGCACCUGAAGCAGUGAAGUUAUCUCCUGGAAGGACGACGGGACCCUCGUCAGUCUUUCCUAGGAGCGUGGCACAAGCUGGAAAGCCUGGUGUGCGUCGUACCAAGAGCAUGUUAGUGACUGGAAACGCUCAGAGUCCAUCUGCUGCGGCCGCUGCUGCCGCCUACAGAGGAGGCAAGAAGACAUCCGUGGACACUAUGAGCACUCCACCAUGGAAGUUGGAGUUGCAACGGCAGCGAGAGGAGAAAGAGAGGGAACUGGGUGACAAGUUGGCUGGUCUCCCAGCUUCCAACACACCACCAGCAGUGGCUAAGCCCGGCCUAAAGCGAAUGAAUUCAGCAAAAAUGGUCGCCUCAGCUGCAGCCAGAAAGGAGGCAGUGGUUGCUCGGGAAGAGAAGUCAACGACACCAGCGAUCGAGGCACCAUCUUGGGUAGCAAUGGCUAAGGAUAAGUCCAAGCGCGCUUCUGUGCACGAUACAGUGUCCACUGGCGAAACUAGCGUGCAGGCACCGGCAGAUACAAAGGCAAAGGCUAUGACAUUAGGCCAUCAGAAGGGGCCUGCAUCAACAAGUCAGCCUGCUCACUUCACCCUGCAACCCAAGUCCAAAGCACACAGCACCAGUGCCCUGCCAGGCAUGCACAAGCGGACCCAGCAGCACGAGGACAACGAGGAGGAGGAAGCCAAACGACAGCAGCGACGAAGCAUCGUCAUCACCGAGCAGGAGAAGUGCAUCGUGUGCCAGAAGUCGGUGUACCACUCCGAGCGCUUCAGCACCGAGGGUCUGGUGUAUCACAUGGCGUGCGUACGCUGCGUCACCUGCCAGCGCAAGCUACACAUGGAUAAGUUUGUCAUUGUGCGAAAGCAGAUCUAUUGUAAGCAGCAUAGCAUGGCAGUUUCAAUGAAACUAGCGCCGAACAUCACCACGGCUGCACCCAUGCCAAGCAUGAGUGCCAGGGGUGGAGCUCUGUCCAUGAACUGAAGCACAGAGCCUAUCACCACACCGUCUGCUCGAUCAGUGUCAUCAACCUCUGCUAAGAUACAAGUUGCGGUGAAGAUUUGAUGAUUGCAUUCAAUCUGUUACUCUGAUCCCCGAGCAGUUAGAAAUCCCAAUAGCAAUAUCAUUUUUGUACCAAUUGUGAGUGUGAGCGUGUGGAGGCUGAGAGUUGCUGUUAUUCCAAAAUCAAGGCGUUGAAACAAGUACCGAGUGCACAGACUGAUGAUCACUUUAUGUUCACCUGCUAGAGGGCGUGCACUCCUAUGCUUGUUGUCCAGCUGCUCGUCUUGUGUUUCAACGUUUACAUGCGUGAGUAUGAUGCUGAUUUGCAUCGGAACCUUUGGCCUUGAGAAGUUCUCUUUUUAUUGUUUAAACCUUAUGAUACUGAACGGCUGUUUUGAGCACUUUUUAUUUUUAACAUAUUUCUUCUGCUUUUAGUAGUGCCACGAUUACUAGCAUGUACACUGUAUCACUACCAGUACCAGGGAGUUGUGAAAUACAUGUUUAACAACAUGACACUCCCCUUGGAGUGGAUCAUAUGCACAGCUACUCACUUA
Messenger RNA from Sycon ciliatum, 4728 nucleotides. RefSeq lists its product as uncharacterized. The transcript has 13 exons. The record is from RefSeq and is a predicted model, not a curated record. NCBI's taxonomy places the organism in Eukaryota, Metazoa, Porifera, Calcarea, Leucosolenida, Sycettidae. Gene Ontology annotation, molecular function: protein binding. The coding region runs from base 830 to 4156 and encodes 1108 amino acids.